Henningerozyma blattae CBS 6284 is the source of this 1536-nucleotide messenger RNA. It is a transcript of the gene YSC84, whose product is annotated as Ysc84p. Gene Ontology annotation, cellular component: actin cortical patch. NCBI's taxonomy places the organism in Eukaryota, Fungi, Ascomycota, Saccharomycetes, Saccharomycetales, Saccharomycetaceae. The record is from RefSeq and is a predicted model, not a curated record. Bases 1 to 1536 code for a protein of 511 amino acids. Gene Ontology annotation, biological process: actin filament bundle assembly; actin cortical patch localization. The transcript has 2 exons. Gene Ontology annotation, molecular function: phosphatidylinositol binding; actin filament binding.
AUGGGUCUAAAUAAUCCUGUUCCAAGAGGUUUAAAAGCUGAAUCAAAGAAAGCUGCAAACAUUUUAAGAAGUUUUGUUAAACCAAACCAAGUGUUUGGUCAAGAUCAAGUCAUUCCACCAGAUGUUUUAAAGAGAGCUAAAGGUUUAGCUGUUAUUACUGUUUUAAAAGCCGGUUUUCUUUUCUCUGGUAGAGCUGGUUCAGGUGUUAUUGUUGCAAGAUUACGUGAUGGUACAUGGUCUGCUCCAUCUGGUAUCUCUAUGGCUGGUGCUGGUGCUGGUGGUUUAGUCGGUGUUGAAUUGACAGAUUUCGUCUUUAUCUUAAACACAACAGAUGCAGUUAAAUCAUUUUCAGAAUUCGGUACCAUUACUUUAGGUGGUAAUGUUUCUGUUUCUGCUGGUCCAUUAGGUAGAAACGCUGAAGCUGCUGCUUCGGCUUCAACAGGUGGUCUUUCAUCUGUCUUUGCAUACUCUAAGAGUAAAGGUUUAUUUGCAGGUAUUUCUGUAGAAGGUUCUGUUAUUGUUGAAAGAAGAGACGCCAAUGCUAAAUUUUAUGGUAGAAAUGUAAAUGCUAAACAAAUUUUAGGUGGUAAAGUUAGACCACCUCCAGCUGUGGAUCCAUUGUUCCGUAUUUUGGAAUCUAGAGCUUUCAACUAUAAGAAUUCUUAUGAUGACUAUUAUGGAGAAGAUCAUGACAAUGAAAGUUUCUAUGCAGAUAUUCCAGACUCUUUCGUCUCAAGUGAUGCUUCUUCAGCCAGGCCAAACACUAGAUCAAGUAGAUGGAGAGGCGAUGGUGACGAUUCUAGAAGCUACCGUGAGGAUUACGACGAUGAUGACUAUGAUGAUGACUACGAUGAUAAUGGUUAUGAUGAUAGGCGUGGUGGUGGAGCCAAUAGAGGUGGUAGAGGUGGUGGCAGAGGAGGUCAAUACUUAGAUGAUGGUUACGAUGACCGUCGUUCCACUAGAAGAGGUGAUGAUUAUGAUGAUGAUAGGGCGUAUGGUCAUGGUAAUAGAGACGAUUAUGGUAGGGGCGACUAUGGCAGUAGUAACAGUAGAAAUGCUAGUGGUGAUUACGGUAGGGGUGAUUACGGUAGUAGCAAUAGAGAUAGGGAUUAUGGUAAAGGCGAUUAUGGUGCUAAUGAUAGCCAGCGUGGUGGUUCUAGAGACUAUUAUCAAAACCAAAGAAACAGUUCAUAUGGAGAUGACAAUUACAGAAGCGGGAAUAGUCCCCGUAACGGCAAUGGUAGCCGUGAUAUAAAUAGAUAUUCUUCAGGUGGUUCCUACGAUAGACAGGCGCCAGCUUCUCCACCUGGUCCUUCACGUAUGACAGGUAUCCCUACAAGAGACGAUGCAGUACCAGGAUCUCCAAAAGCUGUCGCAUUAUAUUCAUUUACUGGUGAAGAAAGAGGCGAUUUAUCAUUCAGAAAGGGUGAUGUUAUUACUAUUAUUAAAAAGUCAGAAUCUCAAAAUGAUUGGUGGACUGGGAGAGUCAGUGGGAGAGAGGGUAUCUUCCCAGCUAAUUAUGUUGAGCUGGUUUAA